CUCUCGACAGUACUUCGUUCUUAUCGCUCUGUUUCUCUCUCUUCUCAAUCAAAAGUUCAAACCCUAGAUCUCAUCCUCUACAGAAACCCUACCUUUGUUCAAAACCCUAGAUUUCAACCUCUGCAGGAAUCCAUUCUCUGUUCGAAAACAAGAAAUUUCCGAUGGGUACUUUCGAUGGUUUACCAAAAGAGAUGAGGUUAGAGAUUUUAACUCGUGUACCAACACAAACAGUUCUCGACUGCAAAUUAGUGUCUAAAUCGUGGAUGCAGAUUGUUCGUCAUCCAUCCUUCGCUCGGAAACAAUUGAAGCAACUCAAUGGUUCUGAUUCUGGUAAGUUGAUGGGUAUAAUGUUAUUUCAUAAAACACCAGGGCUUGAAGAAUAUACAGAGUAUGAUGAUGAGAGUUCUUCUCAUGGCACACCACCCUUUAGCAAAGCAAGAAGGUUCAAUAUAAUAUCUCCAUUUGAACACUAUGAAAUUCUUGACUCAUGUAAUGGCUUAAUUUGUUUCAAUGCACUCCGUAGUGGUUAUCCUUACGCUGCUUUUCUUCCCCUUGCGGACCGUCUCGUAUAUUAUGGACCUUCUUUUAUCUGCAAUCCUGUUACUAGAGAAAUUGUGGUACUUCCAGAAUUUGAAGGGGAAGACUUGUUAACUGGAUUUGGUUACUGUUCGUCGACUAAUGAGUAUAAGGUUGUUGGAAUCCGUAGCUGCAAGAGAGAAGCACAUUACGGAGUUGUUCAGGUAUACACUCUUGGGAGUGGCAAGGGAUGGAGAAAUGUUGGAAAGAUGGACUAUAAGAUGACAGGUGAUAUACGGAAAGCUGUACGGCGCGGUGUAUUAGCAAAUGGAGCUCUUCACUGGGUGGACGUGGGAGGAACCGUUCUUACCUUUGAUUUGGCCAAUGAAAAGCUUAGCGUAAUUCCAUCGCCACCCAUGUAUGAACCUGGGGGAUUCUAUAAUUUAGUAGUUUUGGGUGAUUGUUUAUCGGCCAUUUAUAUGCAUGAAAAGGAAGGCAUAUGGUUAUUGAAGCAGAGUAACGAUAAUAGUGGCAGGCCUUGGAAAAAAGAGUUUAGCCUUGGACUUAGGGCACCAAUCACAUCUACGAAGAGUGGUCGGUUUUUAUGCUAUGGUCAAGUUAGUGGCAGUAUCUAUCGCAAGGAUCCAAAAACUUCAUCUUCCGAGUUGCUUGAGAGUUUUAGUAGGUCGGUUUGUCUAUUUAUUCCUCACAGGAAUACCUUAAUUUCACUGAAAGAAUUAGGAGAAAAAGAUACACAAAGAAUGGAAUCUGUUGAAAGGGAAAGGUCAAGUCAGGAGAUGCAGCCAGCCUUUGUGAGGUUGGUGAUAAAUUAAUGAAUGCAACGCUUGCAAGCUUGGGUGGAAUUCACAGAAACCUUGGAGUUGUCAAGUUUGUCAUUGAGGAAAGCCGGCCACUUUUAUUAACUUCAACUAUAAUAGUCUUUAACUUUUUUGUCACAAACUUUAUUGAACGCUAUCUUUCACGAUUUCUUUCUCUCUUCGUGAAACUCUUUUCUGAGUUGUAGCUUAUGGACCUUGGUAUCUCUUUGGAGAUUAUCUUCUGGUUUCAUAUACAUUUCCCUAAGUUUGCCUUGCCUGUUUCCCUGCUAUAGAUUUUCUCAUUUCCCUUGUAACUUCUUGUCUUGGGGUUCGACCUGACGUCCAUCU
Molecule: messenger RNA, 1682 nt
Organism: Papaver somniferum (opium poppy)
Lineage: Eukaryota; Viridiplantae; Streptophyta; Magnoliopsida; Ranunculales; Papaveraceae
Product: F-box protein At3g07870-like
Exons: 2
Coding region: 162-1349 (395 amino acids)
Molecular function (GO): protein binding
Source: RefSeq, a predicted model, not a curated record